AGAAGCCCAUGCACAUCAGUUACCCAAAGUUGUCAGACAGUUUGAGCCUGCUUUACAAGGCGAGCCCUGCAGGUGGGAUGCCCCCAGACAACCACAGGUGACUGGAAUACAACAAGGAGGCCUUGGCCAAAUGACAGUUUGGUGUGUAUAGGAUGGAAGUGUUGAACAGGAAGGCAAACUCGAGGGCAACAUGGUGGAUCCUCCUUCUCCUGCCGCUGGCUCUCCUGCACGGUACCACAGGCCAGAGAAGAACUGGACGUAGGAACAACUACAGGCUGCCAGACGAUGGAGGAAAUGCUCCCACCUGCUCCCUGGAAGUGGUUUUCAUCCUGGACAGCUCCGAGAGCGCCAAGAUCUCCCUGUUUGAGAAGCAGAAAGGUUUUGUGCUGAGCUUCAGUACUCGCCUGUCCAUGCUGCAGGUGGCCGGCUGGACGCUGAAGGUGCGAAUGGCCGCCCUCCAGUACAGCAGCACCGUGUCGGUGGAGCACAGGUUCUCGGCCUGGAAAAACCUGGACUCCUUCCACGGCCCGGUCAGUGUCAUGAGCUACAUUGGACACGGCACCUACACCACCUACGCCAUCUCCAACGCCACGCAGUUGCUGGUGCAAGAGACACCAGACGACAGCGUCAGGGUGGCUGUGCUGAUGACCGACGGGGUGGACCACCCCCGGAACCCCGACGUGAUCGUGGCUGCGGCGGAGGCCAAAGCUAAUGGGAUCAAGAUCUUCGCUGUGGGCUUGUCGGACAUCGCUCGGCAGAGUCACAACAGCGCCAAGCUGCGGGCGGUCGCCAGCGCGCCCGCUCAGCAGUUUGUUCAGAGUCUUCUGGAUCCUCAGCUGGAGCAGAAGCUGCUCAAAGAGAUGGGUACAGUCGUACUGGAAGAGUGUCCAGAAGCUCAGGUGUGUUUGUGUGAAAGAGGAGACCGAGGACCCCCAGGAGCUCCGGGCAGAAAAGGCGAGGCGGGUUUCAGAGGGCCGCCUGGUGCUCUGGGAGAGAAGGGGGAGUCCGGCGUGAACGGUCGACCAGGAAGUGACGGUCCAGAGGGUCGUCCGGGUUACAAGGGCAACAAGGGGGAGAGGGGGGAGUGUGGUCCUCCUGGGACUAAAGGUGACCCGGGUUCGGAGGGACAUCCUGGACUACGAGGACCAAAGGGAAAACAGGGAGAGACUGGACCACCUGGUGACAUUGGCCUCGAGGGACCACCUGGACAAAAAGGCGAUCGAGGGCCUGGUGGUGACCCUGGUCCACCGGGUGACUUUGGUAUUGGCUUUCCAGGAGCCAAGGGUGAAAAAGGUAUCCAGGGAAGGCCAGGUCCAACAGGUCCACUUGGCAUCGGAGAACCAGGAAUACCAGGUCCUCUUGGACCACCGGGACUACGAGGAAACCCUGGACCACCUGGAGAGGGUCCUGCAGGGCCAAAGGGUGAUCGUGGACUUGAAGGACCCCGGGGGAAUCGUGGGCUGCCUGGUAUCGGGUUCAAAGGUGACAAGGGCAGUCUUGGUCCACCUGGACAGCCUGGUCCAGUUGGUUCUCCCGGUGUUGGGUUCCAAGGAGAAAAGGGUGACCAAGGCCCUGCAGGACCCACGGGCCCCAGAGGAGCUCCAGGUGUGGGAAUACCAGGACCUAAGGGAAAUCAGGGAUUCUCAGGAGUACCAGGACCCCCUGGCGAGAGAGGUGUGGGAGCGCAAGGACCAAAAGGAGGUAUGGGGGCCGAGGGCCUUCCAGGCAUUCCUGGUCAACCAGGAGAGGAUGGGGUACCAGGGCAAAAGGGUGACAUUGGAUUACCAGGCCCCAGGGGACCAGAUGGCAGUCCUGGUAAAGGCACCCCUGGACAGAAGGGGGAUAGAGGGGACAGAGGGACCAGAGGUCUGCCGGGUGCUGUUGGCCCUGUGGGGCCAAUGGGACCAAAGGGCGAUCCUGGAUUUAUUGGGCCACCUGGUGCACCAGGACAACCAGGGAGGGGUAUUCCUGGUGCCAAGGGAGAGCCAGGUCCACAAGGUCCUGCUGGAGUAAUAGGUGAACCCGGUCGCGGAAUAAUUGGACCCAAGGGUGACAGAGGGUUUCCAGGGCCUGCUGGGUUAUCAGGAGGUAAAGGAGAAGGCAUGCCAGGUCCUCCAGGGCUCCCAGGACCCCCUGGCUUGACAGGUGAGCCUGGACCAGAUGGAGUAGGCUUACCAGGACCGAAGGGAGACAGAGGCCUGCCUGGACUGCCUGGGCCUGCAGGUGCGCCAGGAGUAGGCCUCCUUGGGCCAAAGGGUUCCAUUGGCGUGAUGGGUCCUCCUGGACCACAGGGCCCCACAGGAGAAGGUAUCCAAGGACAAAAGGGAGAGCCUGGAUUUCAGGGGAUUCCUGGCCCAAGAGGUCCUCCUGGAAUAGGACUUCAGGGAGAUAAGGGGGACCGAGGCUUCACUGGUGAGAGAGGAAAAAAGGGAGACAGUGGGUCUGGCGGAGAACCCGGAGCCACUGGACCUUCGGGAAGAGUGGGACAAAAAGGUGAACCUGGACUUACAAGGGAAGAAAUCAUCCAAAUCGUGAGAUCAAUAUGCAAUUGCGGGGUGACAUGCCGCCAAAGCCCCUUGGAACUGGUCUUUGUAAUCGACAGCUCCGAAAGUGUGGGUCCAGACAACUUCAAUAUCAUCAAGGACUUUGUGAGCACCCUUGUCGACCGGGCAUCUGUGGCCAGGGACACCACACGGGUGGGGGUCGUCCUGUACAGCCACAUCAACACGGUCGUGGUCAGCCUCAGCCAGGCGGCCUCCCAGGAUGAAGUCAAGUCGGCAGUACGCUCCAUGACUUACCUGGGCGAGGGCACCUUUACAGGCAGCGCCAUCCAGCGGGCCAAUCAGGUUUUCCGAGCGGCCAGAGCGGGAGUAAGGAAGUUGGCGAUCGUCAUCACGGACGGCCAGGCCGACAAGAGGGACUCGGUCAGUCUGGAGAGCGCGGUGAGGGAAGCCCAGGGAAGUAACAUCGAGAUGUUUGUGAUCGGGGUGGUCAACACCAGCGACCCGCUGUUUGUGGAGUUCAGGAAGGAACUGGACCUCAUGGCUUCAGAACCAGACAGUGACCACGUGUACCUCAUUGACGACUUUAAGACCCUGCCAGCCCUCGAGAAGAAACUCUUAAGUCGCAUCUGCGAGGACAGUCAAAAUGGAUCGCUCCAGCACAGUCCACCUCAACCCGCAAGAGAAGCUGCAGCUCCGCAGAGACCAAAAAUAGACCACAGAACUUCGUCAGAAACCCAGAGACUGCCAUUCUUUGACAGAGAACCUUUCAGACCACAAACGACCGUCGAGACAAAGCACACCAUCAUGGCUGGAGUCAACGGGCCGAUGGCCCCCACUAUGAAAACACCACGGGGGUCCCGUCCACCCAUGACUUCUGCAUCCUCGCAGCGCUGCAGUCAGGUCCUGGACCCGGGGCCAUGUCGGGACUACGUGGUGAGGUGGUACUACGACGCCACGGCCAACUCCUGUGCUCAGUUCUGGUAUGGAGGCUGUCAGGGUAACACCAACCACUUUGACAGCGAGAGGAGCUGUAAAGAAGCUUGCGUGCGUAUCUAAUAUUACUACAAACUUCAUAACGUUCUUGGUAAUGUACUUUACCACCAAGGUGCUUCAACAUGCCUCUUUAACCAAGCAUGACUUUAAUGUGAACACAAUGUUUAAUAAGCUCUUUGAUGGACAUUAAAAACUCAUUUUUGUGAUUUACUUACUUGAAAAGUUUUUUAAACCACUAACUAUUCAGUAAAGCCAAUCAUGUUGUACUAUUUUUUGGACUUUAUAUUUGUGAAAAUGGUACUUUAAAUACAGUAAUGUCAUUAAACAAUAAAGCUAUUUUUGAAUCA
Molecule: messenger RNA, 3844 nt
Organism: Doryrhamphus excisus (bluestripe pipefish)
Lineage: Eukaryota; Metazoa; Chordata; Actinopteri; Syngnathiformes; Syngnathidae
Gene: col28a1b
Product: collagen, type XXVIII, alpha 1b
Biological process (GO): extracellular matrix organization
Molecular function (GO): serine-type endopeptidase inhibitor activity; extracellular matrix structural constituent conferring tensile strength
Source: RefSeq, a predicted model, not a curated record